Molecule: messenger RNA, 3485 nt
Organism: Myotis daubentonii (Daubenton's bat)
Lineage: Eukaryota; Metazoa; Chordata; Mammalia; Chiroptera; Vespertilionidae
Gene: EIF2AK1
Product: eukaryotic translation initiation factor 2 alpha kinase 1
Biological process (GO): regulation of translational initiation by eIF2 alpha phosphorylation
Cellular component (GO): cytoplasm; nucleus
Molecular function (GO): eukaryotic translation initiation factor 2alpha kinase activity; ATP binding
Source: RefSeq, a predicted model, not a curated record
CCGCUCAGGAGGGGGCACUUCCGGGUUCGUUGGCGAUCGCCGCGGGGGCUGAGUGAGCAGGUGCUGGGCCGGUGGGCGGGCUGGGCUGCGGCCCGCGCUGGGCCCGCGAUGCUGGGGGGCGGCCCCGCGGCACCGGAGCGCGAGGCUGAGGACGACGGGGCGGGGGCUGUUCCUGCUCCGCCUGCCAUCGACUUCCCGAAGGAGGGCUCGGACCCCAAGUAUGACGAAUCGGAUGUCCCAGCAGAGCUCCAGGUGUUGAAAGGGCCGCAGCAGCAGCCGACCUUCCCUUUUGCAGUUGCCAACCAACUAUUGCUUGUCUCUCUGCUGGAACACUUGAGCCAUGUGCAUGAACCAAACCCAUUUCGUUCAAGACAGGUGUUUAAAUUACUUUGUCAGACCUUUAUCAAAAUGGGGCUGCUGUCUUCUUUCACCUGCAGUGAUGAGUUUAGCUCAUUGAGACUACAUCACAACAGAGCCAUCACUCAUUUAAUGAGGUCAGCUAGAGAGAGCGUUCGUCAGGAUCCUUGUGAGGAUAGUUCUCAUAUUCCGAAGAUCAGAUCAAGGGAAGUAGCCUUUGAAGCACAGACUUCACGUUACUUAAAUGAGUUUGAAGAGGUUUCCAUCUUAGGAAAAGGUGGAUAUGGAAGAGUAUACAAGGUCAGGAAUAAAUUAGAUGGUCAGUAUUAUGCGAUUAAGAAAAUCCUGAUUAAGGGUGCAACUAAGACAGAUUGCAUGAAGGUUCUACGGGAAGUGAAGGUGCUGGCGGGCCUCCAGCACCCUAACAUUGUGGGCUAUCACACUGCUUGGAUUGAGCAUGUCCAUGUGGCCCAAACGCAAGCAGAUAGAAUUUCUGUUCAGUUGCCAUCUCUGAAAGUGAUCUCCGCCCAGGAGGGCGACAGAGAUCAGUAUGAUAUUAAAAAUGAUGAAAGUAACAGCUCAUCCAUUAUCUUCGCCGAGUUGACCUCAGAAAAAGAAAAACUCUUAGGAGAGUCUGGCAUUGAAAAUCAGAAUAAUAAAUUGGUGAACUAUUCCCCCAAUCUAGUCACAAGAGAUGCCAGUGGAUUUGAAUUAUCCACUGAGCUCCAAGAAAAUGGCCUGGCUGAGUGGUCUUCCAGAUCGAUGGCUGCGAAUCAGCUGCCACUUAGGCUUAAUUCAGACUUGGAGGGGAAUUUCACAUCCACUGAGGAAUCGUCUGAAGAAAACUUAAACAUGGUGGAACAGACAGAGAUGCAAUACCACCUGAUGCUGCACAUCCAGAUGCAGCUGUGUGAGCUCUCCCUGUGGGACUGGAUCGUGGAGAGGAACAGGCGGAGCCGGGAGUGUGUGGAUGAGUCUGCCUGUCCUUACGUUAUGGCCAGUGUGGCAACAAAAAUUUUUCAAGAAUUGGUGGAAGGUGUAUUUUACAUCCAUAGCAUGGGGGUUGUGCACAGAGACCUGAAGCCCAGAAAUAUUUUUCUUCAUGGCCCUGACCAGCAAGUGAAAAUAGGAGACUUCGGCCUGGCCUGCACAGACAUCAUUCAGAACCCAGACUGGACCGGCAGGGGUGGAAAGAGACCACCAACACAUACUUCCAGAGUGGGCACCUGCCUGUACGCAUCACCCGAACAGCUGGAAGGAUCUGAAUAUGAUGCCCAGUCGGACAUGUACAGCUUGGGCGUGAUCCUGUUGGAGCUCUUCCAGCCGUUUGGAACAGAAAUGGAGCGAGCACAGGUUCUAACGGGUCUGAGAACUGGUCAGAUGCCCGAGUCCCUCCGCCAGAGGUGUCCCGUCCAGGCCAGGUGCGUCCAGGAGCUAACCAGAAAGAACGCGUCCCAGAGGCCGUCGGCUAUGCAGCUGCUGCAGAGCGACCUUUUCCAGAAUCCCGGAAGCGUCAAUCUCACCCUGCAGAUGAAGAUAGUAGAGCAAGAAAAAGAAAUAGAAGAACUAAAGAAGCAGUUACGCCUCCUUUCUCAAAACAAAGGGGUGAAGGAUGACAUGAAAGAUGGGGGUGUUCCUGUCUAGCUUAGUCUCUGGAAAUAUAAAAAUGAACUUCAACUCUAUAAGCUAAACCCAACUGGAAUAUAUAGUUUCAGUCUUAGGGUAUAGAUGGUGAAAUACUUGGUUUUAGUCAGGAAGCUUGUACAUGAUUUAUUCAAGUGAGAUUGCGGAAGUACCACCACCUACUUCCUUAAGUAGCCCUUUCCUGACCCAGCAUCGGAAUUCGACUGCUCUAAACACCUAUUGUACUCUUUCCUGUCUUUGUCCCACAAGCUCCUAUUCCUGAUUUCUUGGUAUUAGUGUCUGUCUGGUCUCUCAGACUAAAAGUUUAGGUAUCAACAUCAGUUCUUUUUCUUUUGAACUCUGUCCCCCUCUAGAAGCUUCUGCAGAAAUCUGAGUGUGCUCCACACCCAGUCACCACCCAGAUCCAGCCUGCGCACGAGCUGGGCUUUUUUUAAGCCUUUCACACGCUGCCAGUCAACUGCCAGGACAUCUCAGUUCACGCCAGGCUCAAAAGCCUUCGCUGCCUCCAAGAGAACACUUCAGCUUGGCAGUGUAUGUCGCCCAGUCUAUUUCUGUCCUCAUCACCUUCAACUUGGCAUCAUUAUGCCCUUUCAGAGCUCUGUACUUCGUGCCCCGAAAUGAUUUCAAAGCAGCUCGGAGGCCAGUGUUCCUGACUUUGCCCCUGCAUUGUUCUUCACAGCACCGGACUCCUGUGCUCCUCCAAGUCAGCAAUAUGACAUGCUCAUCUUUGCACUCAAAGGCGCCUGCCGUGGUGUACUGCAUGUGAUACCGCUGAAUUUUAAAUAAAACAGACCCACAAGUUACACGGUGCUUUUAUUGGUACACCACAACUGGCCUAAAGACCGGUUUUAGUACAAGUCCCUUUACCAACAGGCAUGAACCACCACCAUUCUUACAAUCUAAACCCUUUACAAUCACUUCCUGAGGUUCACUUAAGGAGCUUGAGGGCAGAGCUGAAAGGGGCCAGGUUCUCACAGGCCCGCAUCCACUUCUGCACGUUGGCUGGCACGGGCACGCUGCAGCCCCCCGCCUGCUGGAGCACGGACCAGAGCACCACGUCUGCCACGGUGAGUGCGUUCCCCACGAGCCAGGGGCUCUUCCCGAGAGCAGAGUUCAUGGAGCCGAGCACGGCAGCUUUUUCUUUGCUGCUUCCUUCUUUUAACUGAAAAAUGGCUAUAUCUACCCAGCUAUCGAUGAGGGUUAAGUUUACCGCGUUAUGCUUCUGGCCGAACAGAGAGAACAAAAAACGUGCGAUGUUCCCUUCUCCUUCGAUGGGGCACAUGCUCUGGACACUGAACUUCAUCUGGGUCCUGGGCACUGAAAGGAAAACACCCUGAAUGUCAACAGGAGCAGCGCCCGGAGAAGCACUUGUCCACGCGGGGAGGGGACCCACUCACCGUGAACUGGAGGCAAGGGAAGGUGUACUUUCAGAGAAAAAAAUCACAUGUCUUAGGUGAAACAUUAAAGUUUAAGCUAUGUUUAAA